Pecten maximus is the source of this 3919-nucleotide messenger RNA. RefSeq names its product BTB/POZ domain-containing protein KCTD3-like. The record is from RefSeq and is a predicted model, not a curated record. Bases 74 to 2161 code for a protein of 695 amino acids. Gene Ontology annotation, molecular function: protein binding. Lineage: Eukaryota; Metazoa; Mollusca; Bivalvia; Pectinida; Pectinidae. The transcript is spliced from 20 exons. Gene Ontology annotation, biological process: protein homooligomerization.
AUGUCGUGCAACAUUCGACACUGACGGAUCAAAUUUUGGGUUUUAGCUCGGCAGUUGCGUUCUCUUAUUUUAAAUGCCGGGUGACGUUAUACACCUAAACGUAGGUGGAACUAGGUAUUCAACAUCAAGACAAACACUAACAUGGAUUCCAGAUUCUUUCUUCACAAGCAUGCUAAGUGGAAGAAUUUCUUCCCUGAAAGAUGAAACUGGAGCUAUAUUUAUAGACAGAGAUCCAAAACUGUUUUCUGUGAUAUUGAAUUUCAUGAGAACCAAAGAAGUUGAUUUAAGGGAUAUGGACCUGUCAACGUUACGCCAUGAGGCAGAGUUCUACGGAAUUACCCCGCUGGUACGCCGACUUGGUCUGUGUGAAGACUUGGACCAGGCAUCGUGUGGGGACGUCCUGUUCCAUGGAUAUCUCAGACCUCCAAAUCCUCCUGUCCCAGAAAAGCUUGACCGCACACAUUCCCAGUCUGUUGCCAGUAUGGAUAGUGUGGGAAGUGUCGGGCAGAGAAUGUCUGACCCAACAGGGUCCAACAGCACACAUUCCAGGUCCUCCUCAGCAGACAGUCCACAUCAGUCAGCUGACCAGUCUACAGAGGCAGUCCCAGCCAGACAUUCCGUGUGUGACUUUCGUACCAUUAGGUGGGACACAGCCAUGCUCCCUACAGUCCGAACUGUCCGAGAUCCUCUACGUAUCAGUAUGGUGAAGGGCCACCACAACUGGAUCUGUAUAUCGUACCCACACUUUGUCUCCUGCUUCAGGAUGAAGGACUCGACCGGCUGGCACUUGAUAUGGACAAGUCCCUACAUGAUGUGCCCCGUGGAGAGAAUUGCCAUCAAUGCUAAAGUCCUCAAUCCUAACCAAGACAAUACCAACAAAAUGGUCGCUGCCUCCUACGGCACGGACAUCCAGCUGUGGUCUGUGUCUGACGACGGGUCGAGUCGUGAAAUAGGUGUGUUUACUCUGAAUGUUUCUGUGGAUUCCCUCUUCUUCAUUGGAAGUCAACUUGUAGCUCUCAGUCAGACAGGAAAAGUGGGAGUUUGGCACGCCAUGACCCAUAACUGGCAGAUCCAGGAUGUGGUCCCAAUCUCAAGUUACGAUACAGCUGGCUCCUUCCUCCUCCUCGGUUGUGAAAAUGGUUCCAUAUACUACAUAGAUAUGCAGAAGUUCCCGCUACGUAUGAAAGACAACGACCUGUUGGUGACGGAGCUGUACCGUGACCCCGCCAAUGAUAUGGUGACCGCACUAAGUGUCUACCUCACCCCUAAGACAAGUUUGAGUGGAAACUGGAUAGAGAUCGCCUACGGCACAAGUUCAGGGACAGUGCGUGUGAUUGUACAACACCCUGAGACUGUCGGCCAUGGGCCACAACUCUUUCAGACCUUCACAGUACAUCGCAGUCGGGUCACCAAGGUCAUGUUGUCCGAGAAGAACCUAGUGUCUGUUUGUUCCGAGUAUAACCAUGUCAGGACCUGGAGCGUAACAAGGUUUCGUGGAAUGAUCUCUACACAACCUGGUUCCACGCCACUGGCUUCCUUCAAAAUUAUCUCCCUUGAAGAUAUGGAUUCUCAGAUCAGUACACAUGCAGGCACUGACUUUGGACCGUUCGGUGAACAGGAUGACCAGCAGGUAUUUAUCCAGAAGGUUGUCCCAGACACUGACCUGCUGUUUGUACGGUUAUCAUCGUGUGGAAAAAGAGUCUGUGUGAUUAAGUCAGUAGAUGGCAGCACUAUCAGUGCUUUCUGUGUACAUGAGUGUGAGGGAUCCAACAGAAUGGGGUCACGACCUCGCCGUUACCUGUUCACGGGACACUCCAACGGCAGUAUACAGAUGUGGGAUCUAACAACAGCUAUGGACAUGCUGAACAAAGCAGAACAAAAACAAGAAGUGACCCUGGGCGGCCCUACCCCUGGUGAAUUGAUACGUCUACUUGACCAGUGUGACUUGUCAUCACGAGCCUCAACCCCUUGUGUGAGUCCCUGUCCUUCUGUCCUUCUGGUGCCUCCCUGUAGUCAGGGGUACCGCGGGGCCCACCACACCGUGACAACAGUGAGCAUGCCGAGGGACAUGUCGCACAAUGACGCUGAGCUGGGGGCAGUAGGAGGUGUGGAGGAGGGGACUAGAGCUUCACAAAUGGACACUCAGGUCACACGUAUUUGACAGAUUUUGUUGUAUAUGCCCUAUUGCCGACGGUGCAGAUAUUGCUGACACAGACUGUCGCUUCUGACUGACUUAAAUUUGGGUUGUAUUCAUUCCCCAAUUAUGUUUUCUUUUUAUAAAAGUAUAGUUAUUGAGGCAUUAUAAUAUAAUGUCUGGUUGUUGUACAGAGUAGGCUUGCUGGCCAACAGGGUUAGGGGUUUAUGUUGUAUGAGAUAGUGGGAUGUAUUGUACUGUUGUAUGUGGAACCUUGAGGUUGUACAUGAGGUAGUAGUUGUAAGCUAUGAGACAUACAGAUUGAUGCUGUGUAAUCUUAGUUUAUGACACAUACAGUAAAACUUAUCCUGUAACAAAUUCUAUAGGACCAGAGGAAAGUGUUUUAUCUGAAAAUUGUUAUAGGUGUUUAGAUUUAAUAAAUUUGAGCCUAAUUUCAAGAUUUAGAUUUAUUUCUUUAUAACAAGAAUUCCAUAUCAAGUCUGUUUGUCUUUAUAGGAAAGUUUUACUGUACCAAUUUAUAUAUCAUAAUGUUAGUAAAACAUCUACCCCACCCCAGGACUCCAUGUUUGGUUAAGGGGUACCACCCAUAGAAUUUAUUUAAUAAAUUACACAGAAGUAAUAGGAAGGCAAUCCAACCAUGGUUAGAAGUGAUUUAUUGUGGAGUCCUGGGGUCAGGUAGAUAUUCUAAUGGAAUAGCCCUCAUCCUGUUAGUAAUACCAAGGUAAUAUACACUGACAGCAGUGAUGCGUCUCUCACAGUAUCGGGGCCCCUCUGUUACUCGCUGUGAACCACUCAUUAGUUUAGGAGGAAGGUAAAACCAUAUUAUUUUGAUGAGAUGAUAAGUAUUUUCUUAUCCUAUACAUUGAAUGCAAGCUUACAUUGUUGAUUUCUAAUAGUUUAACCUAUGAUUAUUGUAAAAAAAAGUUGUUAGACCCAAGAUUGUAUUAUUUUUGUUGGAAUAUUGUAUUAUUUUUGUGGGAAUAUUUCCAAGCCAACAGUGACAUUCACAACUUUGUAGUUUUCCUCAUGUUUAUAAAGUUACAACCAUAGAUAAAAAAAGGCUAACAACAAACCAUACAGAAAUACCAAUCAAAUCUUAACUCUUUAUCAAAUUUAACACAUUAGCAAUAUCUUUUAAACGUUAACAAAAAACAUCCCUUUUUCAUAAACUCUUUUUCAAAUUGAGAGUUGAUUUCAAGGCUAGUUUGUAUUUGAUCUUUUUAGGAAUUUUCAAUACUUUAAAGGUCUGCAUAAUAAAAUCAAUGUUUGUUUAACUUCACAAAUUCAGUCCUUCCCCUUUUUCGUUUUUUUUUUUUUUUCUCUCUCUCUCUCUAGAUCUGACAAUAUAUUAUACUUUGAUUUCAUUGUGCCAUGAGCCUUCAGUGAAUAUGUGAUAUACGAAACAUUUACUGUCUAUAACUUGUUUUUUAGUGAUCUAUUUUAUAGAAACUGAGUACAUGUAUUCAAUUUCUCAGUGAGGUAAAGCUUAAGUUAAAUUUUGACAACCCGGUGAAGCAAGGUUUCUAUUGAAUAUUCAAUGAGUUUUCACCAAGUAUUAAAGAAAUACACUGGUUACAGAUCUGGUAUAGUUAUGAGAGAAUCAUAAGGCGAAGCUACAUAUUGUGUUUUGGUGUGGCUAUAAGAGAUUUGGUUCUGGUGUGGUUAUAAAAGAGUUAGGUCUGGUGUAGCUAUAAGAGACCAAGUCUGGUGUAGUUAUAAGAGAUUUGGUUCUGGUGUGGUUAUAAGAGAUUUGGUUCUGGUGUA